Molecule: messenger RNA, 309 nt
Organism: Diabrotica balteata
Lineage: Eukaryota; Metazoa; Arthropoda; Insecta; Coleoptera; Chrysomelidae
Source: the annotation of a GenBank genome assembly
AUGACUAAAGGAAUCUUGUCCGUAUUCUAUAAGAAGUUCGGUUGUUUGGAUGAAUUGAAAAAUCAGCAGCCUAAGGUUGGAAGAGUACUGAGAUUAAAAGGUGGUCCUAGAUCUUUGCUGUAUAUGGUGACCAGGAAGUCGUAUACAGACAAGGCAAGCUACGAGGUUAUAUGUCGUGCUCUAACUAAUUUGAAGAAAAUCGUGUGCAAUUAUGACAUCAAGAAUUUGGCCUUACCCAAUAUAGGCUAUGCUCUUGAAAAUCUGUUUGUUGCAUUAACCCAAAGAGAUCGUACCCUUCAAAGUCAGUAG